Capra hircus (goat) is the source of this 3396-nucleotide messenger RNA. It is a transcript of the gene IHO1, whose product is annotated as coiled-coil domain containing 36. The coding region runs from base 753 to 2552 and encodes 599 amino acids. Gene Ontology annotation, cellular component: condensed nuclear chromosome. Gene Ontology annotation, biological process: meiotic DNA double-strand break formation; DNA recombination; homologous chromosome pairing at meiosis. The transcript has 9 exons. The record is from RefSeq and is a predicted model, not a curated record. NCBI's taxonomy places the organism in Eukaryota, Metazoa, Chordata, Mammalia, Artiodactyla, Bovidae.
CUUUGAUGGAUAGUCCCGGAGGCUUCCACAGCUCCUCAGUCACUGCUCGUGUUCCUCCCCUAUCCCUGACCACUCCUACUCUGAUUCCUUUGCUGCUUUUUCCUCAUUGAAGCCUCUAAACUUUGCGUGUCUUGGGACUCAGUACAAUCUGUUUUCCAUUCAUACUCCUUCAUUGGUGAUCUCAAGCCACUUCACGGCUUAGACAGCCAUCUAUAACUAUUGUGCAUUAAGGUGAGAGCAUCUGAGAGCGUCUGUAUCAGCGAGGGGAUUCAGGGUGGACAGCAGGGUAUGAGUAUGCAGGUGUGAGGGUCCAUCUCGUCAGGUGUGUGUGGGCUGGGUGUUGCACUGCAGUAUGUGGCGAAAUGUAGGUCAGCAGACCUGGCCCACAAUUAAAGGCUUCACAGUUCAAACUAUUAGGACCGUUAAAACCGUUAGCAGCUUGCUGCGGCAGGAGCGGGGCCCAGGGGAAGGGAGUGCGCUCAUUGGUCCGAGCGCAUGCUGGGGGCGUGGCCACACAGCUUAGGCAACCUCCUCGGGAGCAAGCGGCCUCUAGAUCAGGCGCGUGCAGGCCCUCAGAGCACUUAUUAUUUGCUAGGCACAAUUUGUAGAUUCUGAAGGUACGUUGCACAGUCGGACUUGAAUGAAGCGACUUAGCAGCAGCAGCAGCAGCAGCAGCAGCAGCAGUGAACAAAACAGACAAAAAUUCCUAUCUUCAAAGAGCUUAAAACUACAUUCUGGAAUAAUCAUAAGACAUGAAUUUUAAUGUCUGGAAUAUCAAAGAUAUGUUCAGUAUCCCCUCAGGCUCCGGGGGCACUAAGUCAUCUAACUUGAAUAACAAUCAGACUGAUUACUCCAAUCUCAGCGAUUCCCAGUUCCUUUUUGGAUCCCAGUUCUGUCCAGAAAGUUCACAGACUCUGUCAACGGCCUUGGACUCUGAAGUCCACUUGAGACAUCCAAAACAGUCACAACAGAAUUCUCUGGAUAGUGAACCUAGUAUUUUCACAAAGUACCAAACAAAACCCCAGCUGCUUGGAGGAGAUACAAAAGAUGGAGGCUUGUUUCCUCUUCCUUUGUCUCUUGGAAAACCAAAAGGCCUCUUGGAACAGUUUGAGGAGAAAAAGAAAAGUGCAAAAGACAAAUGUGACAGUGAGACUUUAUACAACUUAAUUUCCCAUAUCAAAGAAAGCAUUCACAAGUUACAGACAUCAGUGGAAGAGUCUGAGGAACAUCUCAGUUCCAGAAGUCAGUCUAUUUUGGAUUCUUUGGAAACUGUGGCCAAGACAGGGCAGGAGACUGCAAAAGCUCAGAGUGGUCUGAUGUUGGAAAUAGUGCAGGACAAAGGCAACGUGGAGCAGGCCAUCCUUGAUUUGCAAAAGAGACUCGAAGCUAGACAAGCAGAGUUUAUAGAAAUGAAGUCCAACCUGAAGCAACUUGAAGUUUUGGUUACCCAGCAGAGUAAGGACUUUCAGCAACUGUGUGAGCAUUUAGGCCAGCUGAAUAUGCCCAGUGUUCUAGAAGAGUUAAAGCGAUUGACCUCCAUCGCUCUGACCCCCAAACACGUGAAAGACAGUGCCUCUCAGACCUCACCACCUCUGGCACAGAGCCUCAGUUUCACCAGGCAGGACAAAUAUACCUCUGAGAAGCCAGUUAUGUGGCAGGCCCAGGCCCUCCCUGCUGCAUGCAGUCUUAGUGUGGGCUCCCCAGGGCCCAAGGAGUUUGUUGUCUGGGGUGAGGGAUCAAAGAGGGAUGCUCUCCAAGAAGAGGCUGUGCAGCCGGCAGUUGGAACUGGCAAAAGAAACAGGCAAAUCAAGGACAGGGCAGUGCAGACUAACUGCCAGAACUCUGUUACUAAAACAGGCUCUGAGAACUGUGGCUCUGCCAUCCUGGGUCACAAGGUUCCUAAAGAUAGGGACCCAGUUUCCCAAGGAGACUCGCAGCUUAUAUCUCGAGGAUAUAAGGACUUAAACAACUCUGCAACCAGCAUUAAGAACAUCAGCCAAAAAUGGCAAGCUAAAGGUGCAUUUUCACGUGACCCUUGUGAACAAAGGUUGUUGACUGAACAGAAAGGCAUAACUGUAGAAAGAGGGAAAAAAGGCAAGCAGCAGCAGCAGCCCAGGAAAGCCCCCAGAAGGAGGUCCCUACGCAGGAGGCAGGAACAAAUGCCUAGCAAAACCUGUGUUUCUAAUUCUAAAUAUCCUCGGCCUCCACUUUCCAGCCCACAAAGGUCCUCCUGGGGGCAGCAGGAAACUCUUGCUCACCCCCUGCAACUUUGGGGCCCUGGGAGCCCCACAAAUCUAGUCUGCUCUGCUCAGGAAGGAACAGUCAUGCCCAGUAAGACCACGAGGGCAGAGCAAGGGAACCUCGUGCAGCGUAGCGGGCAUUCCUCCCAAGACAACAGCCUGCUUUUACCCAGUUUCCAGGGGGACCACCAGAUGAGCUGGUUCAGUGAUCUCAAUGACCUCAACCCCAGGACAGAGUCCCCUCAGUCCCAGGAGUCAGGGAAGAAUAUACUUUAUGACCUGGGUUUUGAUAGCAGUGAUGAUGGCUUCUGACCAGCCCAUAAUGACUUUGGCUGAUGGUUUUUGUCUUGUUGGAAAGACAAAUCACAAAACACGUGGGGUGCUGAUGGCAGAGUUCUCAAAGCCUGCCUGGAGUCUUCAGGGUCAGAGGCUGGGCUUGGAUGGGGUGGGGGGGGCGGUCAGUGGAGGGCUGGGGAGCAGAUCUGGCAUUCUGGGUACCAGACACUUUCCAAGACAGAGCCUAAAGGAUAAGUGCAUCCUUAUUCAUGGGAGUGAAAUGUGUGAAGAGGGUGUGAGGAGAGGUGGGGCAGCAGCCUGGGAGUGGGGCAUCAGCAGGAGGGUAUUGGGUCUGGUACAAGGAGAACUGCCCUCCAUACGGAACAUCCAGUAGGAGAAGGGCGCGCACAAAACUGUUGCUAUGGCAGCAGGACUCCCAAACACAUCUUUUUGGUCUUCAAAACAUUUCCUUCACAUGACCAAGAUCUUUCUGGGCCUCAGGAUUUUUAAAAAAUUUGUAUCCGUUUUUGCUGUGAGAACAUGUGCAUUUUUUGGGUCAGUGGAUGUUUUCUGGGACACACACUAGGUCAGACUUCUUGUGAGCAGAGAAAUAACAGUGUUAAAGCCACGAUGGAAAGACAGGUGACUCACACUACAUGCUGGGAGCCGUACUUGUCACAGCCACGGAGUCCCACUCUUCCCCCCAGCUGUUUUCCCCUGCUGUUUCCCCCCGCUUUUUUAAAGCUAAUGAGAGUGGCUGCAGGCCCUGCGUCAUUUCUGGAGAACAGUGGGCUUAUAUGAGACUUUGGCUUUCCAUUUGUAUCUUGUUAAAGUUUUUGAAUUUUUGCAACACAUAUGUAUUUCUUUUGUAAUUCAAAAU